Messenger RNA from Hyphopichia burtonii NRRL Y-1933, 372 nucleotides. RefSeq lists its product as uncharacterized. Bases 1 to 372 code for a protein of 123 amino acids. The record is from RefSeq and is a predicted model, not a curated record. The transcript has a single exon. NCBI's taxonomy places the organism in Eukaryota, Fungi, Ascomycota, Pichiomycetes, Serinales, Debaryomycetaceae.
AUGAGUUUAUAUCCACCCAAGAAAUCUUUUGAAGAAGUCGAGCUAAAUACUAAUCCCAACUUGCCUCCAUGGUUAAUAACGCCCAAAGAAGAAAAAAUCAUAUUUGAGAGAUGGAGAAAGAAGGCUUUUGCUAAAUGUGACGAUUUAAUUAAAGCAUACGUUGAAUGUUCAAACAGUUAUUCAAAUCCAGUUGAAGGAAUGAAGAAAUGUGAUUCAAUUAAUAAAGAAUCCUUAGGUUGUGUAGCUAAAUAUCAAAAAAUGGAAUAUCUAGAUAUUGAAAGAGAUAUCUACAUUAAAGAAAAAGCUGAAAAACAAAAAUUGUAUAAAGAAUUAUUAAACAGAAAACAAAAGGAACAAGAACUGAAAAAUUAA